AUGGAACCAAGAAACAAUACUCACAUUUUAGAAUUUUUUCUGUUGGGAUUUUCUCAGGACCCAAACCUACAGCCUGUUAUCUGUGGCCUUUUCCUCUCCAUGUACUUGAUCACUGUAGUUGGAAACCUGCUCAUUAUUCUCACCAUCAUCUCAGAUGCCAACUUGCACACACCCAUGUACUUUUUUCUCUCUAACCUGUCAUUUGUGGAUAUCUGCUUUACUUCCACUACUGUCCCAAAGAUGCUUGUGAAUAUUCAAACAGAAAGAAAAUCCAUUCGCUAUGCAGACUGCAUCACCCAGAUGUACUUUUUUCUGAUUUUUGUGGAACUGGACAACUUCCUCCUGGCUGUAAUGGCCUAUGACCGUUAUGUGGCCAUCUGCCAUCCACUGCAUUACACUGGCAUCAUGAACCGCAGACUCUGUGGAUCUUUGGUUCUUGUAUGCUGGAUUGUGAGUGUUCUGCAUGCCUUGUUACAAAGCAUGAUGGUGCUGCGGCUGUCCUUCUGCACAGACUUGGAAAUCCCGCACUUCUUCUGUGAACUGAAUCAGGUGGCGCAGCUAACCUGUUCUGACACCUUUCUCAAUGAUGUGGUCAUGUAUUUUGCACUCGUGCUAUUGGCCAUUGUUCCUCUGUUUGGCAUCCUUUAUUCUUACUCAAAGAUAGUAUCUUCCAUACGAGCAAUCUCCACAGUUCAGGGCAAGUACAAAGCGUUUUCCACCUCAUUUUCCACCUGCGCAUCUCACCUCUCAGUUGUCUCCUUAUUUUAUUGCACCCUCCUAGGAGUGUACCUCAGUUCUGCUGUGACACAAAAUGCACAUGCCACUGCAAUGGCUUCAUUGAUGUACACUGUGGUCACUCCCAUGCUGAAUCCAUUCAUCUAUAGUUUAAGAAAUAAUGACAUGAAGAAGGCUCUGAAAAUAGUUUCAGGGAGGGUAACUAGAAACAGACCAAUGGACUUACCUUCUUAG
This is a messenger RNA of Mastomys coucha (southern multimammate mouse), 969 nucleotides long. Its product is annotated as olfactory receptor 1078-like. The record is from RefSeq and is a predicted model, not a curated record. Lineage: Eukaryota; Metazoa; Chordata; Mammalia; Rodentia; Muridae. Gene Ontology annotation, cellular component: membrane. The coding region runs from base 1 to 969 and encodes 322 amino acids. Gene Ontology annotation, biological process: G protein-coupled receptor signaling pathway. The transcript is spliced from 2 exons. Gene Ontology annotation, molecular function: olfactory receptor activity; G protein-coupled receptor activity.